Talaromyces rugulosus is the source of this 600-nucleotide messenger RNA. RefSeq lists its product as uncharacterized. The record is from RefSeq and is a predicted model, not a curated record. The transcript is spliced from 2 exons. The coding region runs from base 1 to 600 and encodes 199 amino acids. NCBI's taxonomy places the organism in Eukaryota, Fungi, Ascomycota, Eurotiomycetes, Eurotiales, Trichocomaceae.
AUGGAACAGCAGGUGCCAGGAAUCAAGGCCCUGUCCUAUGCCGAUGACAUAGGCCUGGUAGCCCAGGGAAGCUCGGUCUCUGAGAUCUGCAGACAGCUAGAAGCAGCGGCAAAAGCUGCUAUUAAACGCACCCAACAGGUAGGCCAGGCCUACCAACCCCCCCGGGGAUGGAAGCUUGACCCAAUAGUGGCAAGCACCCCCAAGCACCUAGCGCGGCGGUAUUACCAAUUCAAGACCAGCCACACCCCAAUCGAGGCCUAUCUGCACCGAAUCAAGGCCCGAGACUCCCCUAAUUGCUUGGGGUGCUCUAGAGGGACUGAGACGGUAAGACACCUUCUUACAAACUGUCGACAGUGGUACCACCAACGGGAAAAACUAUAUGCCGGCUUAGCCAAAGCGGGGGUAAAGGCCCCGCAGGAUAGCGAGCAGUGCCCUAAAGCACGCCUAUUCCAGGACCCAAAGGCCACUACAGCGCUGCUGGCGUUUAUAGGGGCCAUUAGGGAGCGAGAGGAUAACCAACAGACCUGGGAGCAGGCCUAUAAGACUGAUAAUUGGGGCAUUGAGGCCCUGGAUGAGGGAGAACGAGAGGGGGAAGGAUAG